Triticum aestivum (bread wheat) is the source of this 855-nucleotide messenger RNA. Its product is annotated as cation-chloride cotransporter 1-like. Gene Ontology annotation, cellular component: membrane. NCBI's taxonomy places the organism in Eukaryota, Viridiplantae, Streptophyta, Magnoliopsida, Poales, Poaceae. The transcript is spliced from 2 exons. Bases 1 to 855 code for a protein of 284 amino acids. Gene Ontology annotation, molecular function: chloride:monoatomic cation symporter activity. The record is from RefSeq and is a predicted model, not a curated record. Gene Ontology annotation, biological process: monoatomic ion transport.
AUGGCCAUGCUCUGUGGUUUGGUUGGGCACCACCAUCGCCAUAGUACACAGGGCCCCCUGACCCGCCAGGAUAGUCUGGUCCGGAGCAGCAGUGGGCUGCAUGUGUUGCUGGAGAUGCUCCCCAUCCUGGCGCAGGUCCUGCAAGGGCACUUGGCCCCGUACUUCAUGGCUCCGCCCGGCAAGCGCAGCCGUCAUCUGCGGCACCCUGAGAUUUGGCGCCUUGAGAAUCUGACAGAGAUACCGUCAACAUUUAUGAGUACCAUAAACGAUUGCAUGAUUGAUAACAAGGUCAUGGUUAUCGUGAAGGGUCUUGAUGAGUGGCCGAAUGAGUUCCAGAGACAGUAUGAGACUAUUGACCUGUAUUGGAUUGUGCGAGAUGGAGGACUGAUGCUUCUUUUGUCUCAGCUCCUGCUCACAAAACCGGCCUUCGAAAACUACAAGAUCCAAGUCUUCUACAUACUUGAAGAGGACACUGAUGCUGCAGAGCUAAAAACUGAUGUAAAAAAGUUCUUGUACGAUCUUAGGAUGCAUGCCGAGGUCAUUGUCGUGACUAUGAAGUCCUGUGAAUCUCAUGUGGAGAGCAGUAGCAGUGGUGCACAACCAGAUGAUUCCCAAGAGGCCUACACAAGUGCACAACAAAGGGUCGAUAAAUUCCUCUUCACAAUGUUUAAGUUGAACUCCACAAUACUAAGGCACUCCAGGAUGGCAGCUAUGCUGCUAGUGAGGCUCCCUCCGCCACCGCUGAAUCAUCCUGCAUACUUCUACAUGGAGUACAUGGAUCUGCUUGUAGAGAACGUCCCACGCAUGUUGACAGUUAGGAGAUAUAGAAGAGAUGUUGUCAGAUUUUUUACUUGA